GAGCGGGCGCCGCGAGCCGCGCUGCCCCCAUCGCCUCGCAGGAGUGGACAUGGCAGGCUGACACCGAGGUGUGACGGGAAAAUCACUGCCCUAAAGCUGCAUUCCUACAGGAUAACAGUGUACAUGAGAAAGUAUAAAGCAGCAGGGACAGAAAUUCGCAAAUACUGACAAAUGAGUGAUUUAUACUACAUGCGAACAAGUGCCUGCUCUCUUCCUUGGCAAGAAAUUUGAAUGCAAAAGGGUUAAAGUGAAGGGAAAAAAUAAACAGAUCUGGAUAUAUUUUCAACAUGAAUCGUGCUUUUAGCAGGAAGAAAGACAAAACAUGGAUGCACACUCCUGAAGCCUUAUCAAAGCAUUAUAUUCCCUAUAAUGCAAAGUUUCUUGGCAGUACAGAAGUGGAGCAGCCCAAAGGCACAGAGGUUGUAAGAGAUGCUGUUAGAAAACUGAAGUUUGCAAGACAUAUCAAGAAAUCUGAAGGCCAGAAAACUCCUAAAGUUGAAUUACAAAUCUCAAUUUAUGGUGUAAAAAUUCUAGACCCCAAAACAAAGGAAGUCCAGCACAAUUGUCAACUCCAUAGGAUAUCAUUUUGUGCUGAUGAUAAAACUGACAAGAGAAUAUUUACAUUCAUUUGCAAAGAUUCAGAAUCAAAUAAGCAUUUGUGCUAUGUAUUUGACAGUGAAAAGUGUGCAGAAGAGAUCACUUUAACAAUUGGUCAAGCAUUUGACUUGGCUUACAGGAAAUUUCUGGAAUCUGGAGGAAAAGAUGUUGAGACAAGAAAACAAAUUGCAGGUUUACAGAAAAGAAUUCAAGAGCUAGAAACUGAAAAUGCAGAAUUGAAAAAUAAAGUUCAAGAUUUGGAAAAUCAGUUAAGAAUAACACAAGUACAUACAUCUCCACUGCUGCACGUAAAGUGUGAUAAUGAUGAACAUAUGUUUCAAAGACCCUCCUCUGCUUUUUUCUGGUGUAACAAAGAGGAUUCACCUCCUUGUUUAGAUAUGUCUUCCAUUACCCUUACUCCUAGGAGUUCUCCUGACUCCCGACUACCAUCUGGAUUGUUAAUACCACCACCCUCAAAAAGUGGUCUUCAAAAGCCAGCCAGUGAAUGCAGCUAUCCAAGACCUCGCGCAGGCAGUGUGACACCUAAAUCACCCUCCACUGACAUCUUUGAUAUGGUUCCCUUUUCUCCCAUAUCCCCUCAGUCAUCAACACCUACUCGCAAUGGCACACAGCCUCCUCCAGUACCCAGUAGAUCUACAGAGAUCAAGAGAGACCUUUUUGGAGCAGAACCUUUUGACCCUUUUAGCUGUGGAGCAGGAGAUUUCCCUCCAGACAUUCAGUCCAAACUAGAUGAGAUGCAGCGUCAGCGAUGGAGGGGUUCAAAAUGGGAUUAACCCUUGAAGGCACAGUGUUUUGUCUUGACCCACUAGACAGCAGGUGCUGAUGGCAAGAAACUAAAUAUGAAAUUCUUACUCGGUGUUUUUUAAUUCCAAACAGAUAUUCACAAAUACUAUCUAUGUGCCAAAAAUAUUUUUCAACAUGUUAAUUCCUGUAAGGUUUGCUUCUGUAAAAUUUCAGUUUAGUUACAGUAUUUCCCUGUACAAAUGUAAAAAGUUGUAUUGUUUAUGAAAUAUGAAUUAAAUUAGUGUUGUGUUUGUUUCUUUGGCCUGGGAAAGUUUAUUGGAAAGCUCAUGCAUACCUCUCUGUUAGCAGACAAGCAAGCACGAUUUUUACUUAAUAUUUCACAUAGUGGAGUUUUGAAAUGAAGCUCUUAAGCCAUUAUUUAGUGUCCAACCAGUAAUAUUAUUUAUCUCAUUUAAAAAAAAAAAAAAAGGAAUUGCAAUGAAAAAGUGCUAAUCUGUGCUUAAAAGAUUAAUCUGUAUUCCAUGUAUUACUGUAUGGUUACUAUGCAGCAUAUAUGUUGUUAUUAGUUCAUUAAAUUCAGAAGUUCUUUAGAACUGUUAUUUGCAUUUUAGAAACAAACAUUGUUAGUCUGUUAUUGACAUUUAAAUAAUGUAGAAGGACUGUUAAAUCGCAGAGUAGACGAAGUUGUUGCCAAUGGUUUGAUUUUAUUUUUUGUUAAGCCAUAAAGUGUAUAAUUUGUAAUUCACUAGGUGUUAAUCACAAUUUAAAAAUAAUAUCACAGAAGGAUCAGAAUAUUUAUGUAAUUUUAUGCAUAAGCAGACACUAUGUUUACUGGCAUCACUCAAGUUACUUGCAACACCAGAGUGUCUACAGUCUAGGUCCAUCGCGUAGUUUUUUCACUGCCUGCUAAACUGUUAAAUGUUCUAUAAUUUUGAAGCUCAUUGCAAGUAUUCAGUGUGACUUAAGUUCUUGAUAUCCACUAUAACUGAUGAUACAGAAAUAAUUGCACACCAAAACUUUCGGCUGUUUGUAAGGUUAAUUCUAACUUGUCUAUGCAUACUCUUCACUAAUCUUUACCAUAAGCAAUAAAGUGACAUUUUACACUUACCCCAGAGAAGUAUUAUCAUUAGCAUUUUAAUAUCCAGUCUGUACAUAAGUUAAAUUCAGUUCUCUGGAAGCUCUGUUUUUAGAUCUGGAAAAAUAAAAAUCACAUUUUUUUUGGAUAUUUUGUUUCCUUUUGAAGAGAGGGGUUUUUUUUGUGACACUUCUAAUCUUAGAGGCUAUGGUUUACACAUUAAAAUGUAUUUUGUAAAUUUGUUGUUGCACGUAUAUGUUUAUGCCUUGUUCAACAAAGCACUUCUGCAUACAGCCUUCCCUGAAGUCCUGUGAAAUGAAUGGGAUUACUCCUUCGCUUAAAGUUUGGCACAUGCUCGAGUACCUUGCUGAAUGUGGGCCUUAAUGUUCUACGUUAUGUUAGUCUUCCACUCUUUUAUCCUUCGUUCURCAUUCAUAUAGAGUAUUAUAUAUAUAAAAAUAUAUAUAUAUAAAAUCACUAACAAAUAGAGUAGUAUAUGUUUCAUAAAGAAAAGUCUUUAUAAUUUUGUUUGUCAUAUAGUAUUUUGGAAUUUGUAUAAUGAGGAUGUUUAGUAGCCAUAGCAAUGGCCUUUUUUUAACAAAUAGAAUUUGUAUUUUUAUUGUAUUUUAAAAAGCUUUACAUAAUGAGCAUAUAUUUAGUGGCCAUUUAUAAUCAAUGGUAACAAUACUAAGAUAAUA
Molecule: messenger RNA, 3135 nt
Organism: Nothoprocta perdicaria
Lineage: Eukaryota; Metazoa; Chordata; Aves; Tinamiformes; Tinamidae
Gene: GULP1
Product: GULP, engulfment adaptor PTB domain containing 1
Exons: 15
Coding region: 288-1391 (367 amino acids)
Source: RefSeq, a predicted model, not a curated record